Cladocopium goreaui is the source of this 438-nucleotide messenger RNA. The record is from the annotation of a GenBank genome assembly. Lineage: Eukaryota; Dinophyceae; Suessiales; Symbiodiniaceae.
AUGCAGUCUGACGACGUGUUCCCCAUUUCUCGGCACAAUUUUCAACAGCUGGAAGAAGGGGACAGAGGGGAGAUUGAACUCUUGCCAGCCGAGUCCGAAAGCCUUCACAGGUUAGGAUUCUGGCAAAGAUGUGGUGUCCGGUUGCUAUGCCUGGUGUUGGUGUGCUACUUCCUACCGAUGCUGUCCUUCAUACCUUUGGCCAUCUUUGGUGGGGUCCAUAUGCCCAGCCCCUGGGCUGGUGACUAUAAUCAUGACGCACCCACUGCGUCAGUACCUUCCAAGGAAAUGCCAACUGGACGAUGGUACUGGAAUCUUCCACUGGUGUCGAUGAUUUUGAUCCUCUUUCCCUUGGCUGUUGUCUUCGUCUUGUAUCACUUGAAGAUGAGAGCAGUACGGCGGCAGCAGAUGAUUGACUCCCUUCUGGCGGAAUGUGUUUGA